Molecule: messenger RNA, 1697 nt
Organism: Oppia nitens
Lineage: Eukaryota; Metazoa; Arthropoda; Arachnida; Sarcoptiformes; Oppiidae
Gene: Ing3
Product: inhibitor of growth protein 3-like
Exons: 8
Coding region: 286-1635 (449 amino acids)
Biological process (GO): regulation of DNA-templated transcription
Cellular component (GO): NuA4 histone acetyltransferase complex
Source: RefSeq, a predicted model, not a curated record
GUUGUAGUUAUUAUAGACUAUGUAUUGAAUACAACAUUGAAAUGCAUUCAAACAUUCAAACAGUGCUUUCAUUGCUUGAAAAACACAGCAAAACAUUGCAAACGACUAAACAUUUUUCUGACGCCAUUUAACAUCAAUUGAGGUCAAACUCAACGGUCAUUCAAAUUGUCAUUACGGAUUUCAAUCUCAAGAGUCCAUCAAUUGAUAGCAAAUAACUCAUAUAUUAUUAAUAAUUUUUUUUGUCAAUAGUUUUAAUAAUAAAGUAAUUGAAAAAACAAAACAAAAAUGUUAUAUUUGGAGGAUUACUUGGAAAUGAUUGAACAUUUGCCACAAGAACUGAGAGAUCGCUUUACAGAAAUGCGUGAAAUGGAUCUUCAAGUUCAUAACGCGAUGGACAAUCUCGAAGAUCAGACCAAACAGUUCUUCAGUAAUGCAAAGCACAUGAAAGUGGAACAGAGAGACAUUGAAUACGACAGAAUCAAACAGGAUUACUACAAAUCGUUAGAAGACGCCGAGGAAAAGGUCAAACUGGCGAAUGAGAUCUACAGUAUGGUUGAUAAAUAUCUUAAACGAUUAGAUCAAGAAUUACAAAAAUUUAAGAUUGAAUUAGAGGCCGACAACUCUGGAAUCACUGAAAUACUUGAGAGGAGAUCUCUAGAGUUGGAUAACCCGCCGCCCGUUACUGUAAAUCACGUACGAGAGAAACGAAAGUAUACUCACCAUAAUAGCAAUAAUGUCGGUUCCAAUGCAUAUUCCACACCAUUUACGGACAAACAUCAUAUGAGUUCAUCUGAAAAAGUUCUCUCAACCAUUGCUCAAGAAAUAUAUAAGGGGACAGUUGCCACACCUAAUACACUAUCUGGUGCUUCGGGUAUAAUCACCAGUUCCAACAUAACAAACAACAAACUCAAUUCUAAUGCAUUUACACCGUUACUAUCAGUUGUCGGCAAUAAUAGUUACGUUAACGGCGGCACAAACUCGGCUAUAAACUCACAAUUUUUAGCGAACCCUUCUUUCUCUGAAAAGGGCAAUCCAUCCAAUAGAUCUCUACCUCACGGGUCAAUUAAUUACGGUAACACUGCCAUAGCUGCAGCUGCUUCUCAGGCUAUCGCAGCUACGCAACAGAUGCAACAGGGUAGACGUACGGCCAGCUUAAAGGCCAGUUACGAAGCGGUCAAUUCGGGCCAAAUGUUCAAUAGUUUUAAUUCAAUGCGUGAUAAUAGCUCUCCAAAUGACUCGUUUGGCGGCUCAGACCUACUCAAUCCCAACUCUACCUAUAAAUAUGAUUCAUUAACCAAUAAGUCUAACCGACCCAAUAAACGAAGCAGAACUAGUCAAUACGCUACGGAUAUUUCAAUCAAUACUAAUCUCUUUGAAACAGAUUCUGAACCAGUAAUGGAUAGCAAUAACGGUGCUCCCGAUUGGCCGUAUGACCCGAAUGAGCCCCGAUAUUGUGUUUGCAAUCAAGUGUCAUAUGGAGAUAUGGUUGCCUGUGAUAAUGAAGAUUGCGAAAAGGAAUGGUUUCAUUACGGAUGUGUCGAUAUAACACAACCGCCUAAAGGCAAGUGGUAUUGUCCCGAAUGUACGGACAAACUUAAACUCAAAAAGAAUCGCAAAGAGAGACGGGAUAACUGAUUACUAAAAAUAGGGUUUCAACUAAUUUACAAUAAUUAUUAUACAAUUGAUUUAUAGAACUA